CAUAUGGAUCAGGGUCCACCAGGACAGGGUCAAUACGGUGCUCCUCCGCCUCAAGGAGGAUACCCAGGCGGCCCGCCUCCCCAGCAACUAUCCCAGAGCAGCCCUGCUGAAGUAGAAGGCUACAAGCAACUUCUCAAUGCCUGUAUCCAGGAGAAGAACCUCCAGGGCUUCUACCCGCCAAAUGACCCAAGGAUUGCCCAGAUCGCUCAACAAGCAGGCCCCAAGGUCAACCAGGUCAUUCAGCGCUGGCGUGUCGCAAAGGAAAUCGCAAAUGAUAUUGUCAAGCUUGCCUUGUACGACAUUGUACUCUAUAUCGAAGACGACAGUGGUUCCAUGCAGUUUGAAGAGGAGGGAAGCCGCAUCAAGGACUUGCGCCUUAUUCUGGAGCGGGUCUCGUUUGCUGCCACGCUCUUUGACCAUGAUGGUAUUUCUCUUCGCUUCAUGAACACUGAUCUUUCCAACGCACGCGACCAGCAGGGCCGUCCUCUCCAGGAUGGUGUGGCCUCUGAAGCUCAGAUUGAGCAAAUUAUGCGUGGCGUACAGUUCAAGGGUCUUACACCUAUGGGAACUGCUAUGAGACAAAAGGUCAUUGAUGGCAUCGUUCUCCAAAAGGCGAGGAACGGUCAGCUGAACAAGCCGAUACUGGUCAUUGCCAUCACCGAUGGUCAGCCAGCUGGAGAGCCCCAGAACGCCAUCUUCGAUACCAUUCAGUAUGCUUUUGACACUCUUAAGGGUUUCCCACAGUAUGGCCGCGGCGCUGUUGCAUUUGAGUUCGCUCAGGUUGGAAAUGAUGAAGCUGCUAGGAAGUUCCUCGGUAAACUUGAUGAGCACCCCGUAAUCGGACCAGAGGUUGACUGCACCUCGAACUUCGAGAACGAGCAAGAAGAGAUGAUGCGCGCCAAUCCUCCUGUGGAUCUCACACCUGAUCUGUGGAUCAUCAAGCUUCUUCUUGGCGCCAUUGACCGUAGUUACGACUCCAAGGACGAGAAGACCAACCACCAAGCAUCUGGUGGAUAUGGCGCACCUCCAGGCCAGUACGGUGCUCCGCCAGGCCAAUACGGCGGCCCACCGCCGGGUCAGUACGGAGGUCCCCCACCAGGACAGGGCCAGUAUGGCGCGCCACCCCCACAAGGCCAAUAUGGCGCCCCUCCUCCAGGCCAAUACGGAGCUCCACCACCAGGUCAAUAUGGUCAGCGACCGCCGCAGGGUGGUCCUGGUGGAUACCCAGGUCAGCAGCAGUACGGCCAGCCACCGCCAGGUGGCAAGUACUAG
Molecule: messenger RNA, 1272 nt
Organism: Bipolaris sorokiniana ND90Pr
Lineage: Eukaryota; Fungi; Ascomycota; Dothideomycetes; Pleosporales; Pleosporaceae
Exons: 3
Source: RefSeq, a predicted model, not a curated record